Molecule: messenger RNA, 1747 nt
Organism: Pogona vitticeps (central bearded dragon)
Lineage: Eukaryota; Metazoa; Chordata; Lepidosauria; Squamata; Agamidae
Source: RefSeq, a predicted model, not a curated record
GAUUAUAUCCAUGAUUUAUACAGAUGGCAUCGCAAAGGUCCCGAUCCCUUCUGCUUCCCACGUUGGAGCCGGCUCUCGUGAAACCCUCACUGCCCUGGCAAGGGCAAGACGGGUGUCAUUUGCUCUUUCUCCCUUGGUCACAAUACUACGCCUGGUACCGGGGCAACCGGGAGGGCGGGUAGUGCCUACACCAGCCGUGCCCAUUGGGUCCCUCAUUUCCCGGCAGCUUCGCCUCAGUCCCGGCGUCUUCCCUUCCCCUUCCUUAUCCCCGCUCCAGCGCCGACAUUUUAUACCCCGACGGGAGAGGCGAGUCUGGGCUCGAAGGAGCCCUCGAAACAGGCAGCGUACAUGGACGGCGUUGAACGCCCUCUCCUGCCCCCGAUUGACGGGGCCGCAGCAGCAGCGGCUCCCGCCUCCGUCGUCCCUGCGGUCCCCGCUUGGAGACCCCGGUCAGCCAGAACGAUGGCGCCGCCGCCAUCGCCUCCUGCCGUAGGUAAAAUAAAGUGGGAUCCUUAUGAAACAACAAUGAAACAUGAUUUUGUCUUUAUACCUGCAACAGAUCCCGAAGCAGAUUGUGCCAGAGCAGGGAAAGGUUAUGUCAUUCCCUUUCAAGUUGAUGAACCCACUGCAAAGAAUAUUUACAAAGAUGAAUACUGUUGGAAACCUUAUUCUAAAGCAGAACCCAUAAGAAGUGGCUCUGCAUCAGGUAUAAGGAGAAACAAUCCCCAGCCUGGAGAGGUAAGUAUGGAACAUAACAAUCAUUUCCUGAUUAGGCAGAUGCCUCGAGAGGAAACACUACUGCCUACAGAUAGUCUUGCACCUUGGACAAAAACUGUUACUAAACAAGAGAUUGAUGAAGUAUUAAAAAAGCAAUAUAAAACAGCAUAUGCCAGAGAUUAUUUAGGAGUACAACCUGGUGAAUCAAGAGAUGUCGUCGUUGCUGCUCCAGAUUGGAAGCUGGUCCCGAGACCUCCUGAUACUGAAUUCAGACGCCCUUACCAGCCCCAAGUCUAUGACCCUGACUUGAGGGACUUCACUUGGAAAUAUGAAUGCAAUGCAAAGCGGCACAUUCCAGUGAAAGGCACUGUUCCUUCAGUGACACUGGCUCAAAUCUGGAAUCACGAACGCACUAAACAGAUGUCCACGUACCAAAGAGAUUUUGGGAAAGAUUAUCAAGAAAUCAUAUCAGUUUUGAAUUGUCUAGACCCAGGUGAAAUUAAAGCAUAUGUGGACAAAUCUCCACAGCCAGAAAAAGAAAUUCUUCAGAACUUCCUUGAGAAGGUCUAUUGGAAAAAGACAUUACAGAGGCCUCCUCCUGCAAAGAAGCUGGAAGAAAAUCCAGUCAAAUGCAUCUGAAAUCUCUAAGAACAUUCAGCCAUAUCCAGCAUGGUUGAAUCACAGCUGACCACUGUCAUAACUUCCCUUUACAGCAAACCAUUUGAAGAGACACAAGAGUUACUUUAGGCUUCCUUUGAAAUUAUAACAUCUAUAGUAGUACCACUAUCUUACUGAUGUUUAAAUUCAUUCUUAUUGUGAAAGAUGCUGUGUGUCUGAUAAAACCAAAUAAUUUUCCUUCACUCAGUUCUGCUUUCUCUGAAGAUGUGAUUUCUCCACCUUAUAAUGAUUUCCUUGUUAUAAUGCUGUCACAAUUUUAAAUAAAAUGAUAAAAAGGCUACAGUUAUUGAAAGAAGAAAGGAACAUUCAUUGUACCUUUAAUUUUGUUCUCUUGCAGAAAUAAAUUAGUUUC